AUGGACGACUCAACGAAAACUUCGCCAUCCAUCACUCGACAGAAACGCAAAAGAAAAUCCAAAACCAAAUUCACAGCAUCGGAACAAAAAAGUCCAAAAUUAGACAAUUCUACAGAAUUACCCGUGAAACCAGAAAAGAUAGCUAAAAUACAGACUAAUACCGUUGGUACGAAGUCCCAAGAUGAUGUAAAACUAUUGGAAGCCAGUGAAAGAUUCCCAAUAUUGAAGGACCAAGGAUUGGUCAACAAGUUCCUUAAAGUACCCAUGUCGAAUAACCAGAAAGGUCGCAUCCGGCAAGCUAUCAGAGACUCCUUACAUGGGACAUCAAACAUCCUAGUACCAGAGAUAAUACACAACAAAAUACAAUCUAUACUCAAAGGCAACGCAAACUUGACCGACUCAGAACUCCGUAGAGUCCGCAUACUAUACAACCUCCUUAAAACAUCACUAAAGGAAAAAGAAAAAAAGGUUGACAUUAAGCAGAAAUUAAAAAUAGAAAAAGAAAAGGUUGAUAAAGUAAAGAAAGAGACAGAAGAUAGCCCUAAAGCGAAGGAGAAAGAGGGAAAGAAAGAUAAGGGGGAGAAGAAAGAACAGCUUGAGAAAAAAGUUAAGGGUCCAAAGAGGUAUGUGGUGUUCUUGGGGAACUUGCCACUGGACGUUGAUAAGGAUAAAAUUAUAAACCACUUCUCGGAGAUGAACGAGCAUAUAAUAGACAUCCGUAUUCCUAAACAAUUGCCGGGGAAGAAGAAGGCGAUCGCUUAUUUAGAGCUCAGUAAUGAACCAAGCUAUGAGUUUGCGUUGUCAAAACACCACUCCAUGCUGGGCAACAAAAGAAUCAAUGUAUUAUACACGGCGCCCAAAAAUGCCAAGCAAACAAAAUCUGGCACGAAGGGCAAAUCAGCGAAACUAAUAGCUCUACAGAAAUCAGGGAAGUUAGUAGGCAGCAUCCCCUUAGCCAAGAAGAGAAGUCAACGCCGCCUCAAACAGAAACAAGCCCAAGCUAAAUUAGCUGCUGAAUCCGCCUGA
Spodoptera littoralis (African cotton leafworm) is the source of this 1026-nucleotide messenger RNA. The record is from the annotation of a GenBank genome assembly. Lineage: Eukaryota; Metazoa; Arthropoda; Insecta; Lepidoptera; Noctuidae.